AUGGUAGUUGUCGACUCCAAGAUUGUGGCUAGGACAGCGAGGUUGCUGUUGCGGCCGCUUGCGAUGGAGGAUGCGGAGGAUGUGCUCUUGAUGCACCAAGAUGCAGAGGUUAUGAAGCACACCUCCCUCCUCCCCUCGGCUGACCUCGCCAAAACACGCGCCUGGAUACACGGCUGUCACGCAUCCCCCAUAAACUGGAACUUCGCAAUCGAACUUCUGCCCUCGGCUCUUGCUUCGAACCCUUCUACCGAUCCACCCAACAGUCCUCCCAAGACGCCUUUAACAUCCACCUUCCCAGCAUUCCCUCCUUUAGACACGACGGCGACGACGACGCUUCAGUACACACCCCGAGUCAUCGGACUUAUAGGCGCAGUCCGCGCCCCAGAGAUAGGCUACAUGUUCCACCCCUCAUAUUGGGGCUAUGGCUACGCCACUGAAGCCCUGCGUGCCUUUUUGCCGCUGUUCUUUGCUCAUUUCGAUGCCUCGCAAACGGCUUCUAUUCCACCGAACCCUGACGACCCCACCGACUCCCGUCCAGAGGACAGGACGAUUCCAACAGAGCCAGUCGAAAGGUUCGACUACGCUGAAGCACAUACCGACACCGAACAUGUCACCAGCCACAAUGUAUUGCGCAAGGCUGGGUUUGAGGUGUAUGAGACGCGAUUCAAAGACUUUGAGAAUCCAGUCUUGGGGUGGCGGGAUACCAUCGUCUGGCGGGUGCACCGAGGGGACGUCACGAAAGGGAAUACAGACAUGCGACCUUGA
Plenodomus lingam JN3 is the source of this 765-nucleotide messenger RNA. RefSeq lists its product as uncharacterized. The record is from RefSeq and is a predicted model, not a curated record. Gene Ontology annotation, molecular function: acyltransferase activity, transferring groups other than amino-acyl groups. NCBI's taxonomy places the organism in Eukaryota, Fungi, Ascomycota, Dothideomycetes, Pleosporales, Leptosphaeriaceae.